UUUUUUUUUUGUUUCUUUUCUUUAUUUAUUUAAAAAAAUUUGAAUGUUAUUGUUUAUUUAGAUUUGAACAGGAACGUGGCUUCAAAGGAGCUGAUCGAACGGCACCACGUGAUGGUCCUGUACAGUUUCAACGUGAAGAAGAUCCAUUCGGUUUAAGUGGUUUCUUGAAAGAUGUACGACAUGGUGGUACGGGUAGUUCAGCCCCAUCAGCUAAUUCAUCUUCUGUUUCGUCGUCAAAACGCAGUAAUACAGAUGAUCGAGAAGAACGAAGUAGUGAAAAACGUCGCAAGAAAUAA
Messenger RNA from Rotaria sordida, 296 nucleotides. The record is from the annotation of a GenBank genome assembly. Lineage: Eukaryota; Metazoa; Rotifera; Eurotatoria; Philodinida; Philodinidae.